AUGACACUGUCAUACUCUUCCGACGCACCCGCUGCUUCGUCCAGUGCCACUCCUCAGUAUCUCAUCUUUUUCAGCUCCGGUUCUCCCCCCUGGUGUCCCGAUUGCGUCGAUGCACAACCGGCAGUACAAAAAGUGUUUGGCGCUGACAGCGGCCUAGAUGGUCACAUUGUGCUGGUGGGCGAGAGGCCAGAGUGGAAAUCUGCCGAGAACAAGUUUCGCAAAGAAUACGCGAUCAACUGCAUCCCUACAAUUACAAAGGUCGUCAAUGGUAAGGAGGUGGCCCGUCUCGAAGACAGUGAAUGCAAGGAUGUCGAUACAGUCGCUGCUUUUGUCCAGGCAUGA
This is a messenger RNA of Mycosarcoma maydis (corn smut), 342 nucleotides long. RefSeq lists its product as uncharacterized. The coding region runs from base 1 to 342 and encodes 113 amino acids. Gene Ontology annotation, molecular function: protein-disulfide reductase [NAD(P)H] activity. NCBI's taxonomy places the organism in Eukaryota, Fungi, Basidiomycota, Ustilaginomycetes, Ustilaginales. The transcript is spliced from 2 exons. The record is from RefSeq and is a predicted model, not a curated record. Gene Ontology annotation, cellular component: cytosol.